This is a messenger RNA of Betta splendens (Siamese fighting fish), 3083 nucleotides long. It is a transcript of the gene exd3, whose product is annotated as exonuclease 3'-5' domain containing 3. The coding region runs from base 189 to 2876 and encodes 895 amino acids. The transcript has 21 exons. The record is from RefSeq and is a predicted model, not a curated record. Gene Ontology annotation, biological process: nucleobase-containing compound metabolic process. Gene Ontology annotation, molecular function: nucleic acid binding; 3'-5' exonuclease activity. Lineage: Eukaryota; Metazoa; Chordata; Actinopteri; Anabantiformes; Osphronemidae.
GGCGGUAAUGCUUUUUUACACUGGUUGUCAAACACCCUAAUAAUACUUUAGAAGAAGAAGAAGCAAAGGAGGCGGGGCAAGAGCAGCUAGCUGGGCUAGGCUGGCUAGUUAGUUUAUCUGACGAUAAUUAAAGGAAGAAACUAGCACAUGAAUGACAUCAGCACACAUUCCUGUGGACAGAGAGAGAGAUGAGCCAUACUACUUCAGAGGCAGUGGGUCUUGACCCUGCUGAGCUGAGAAACCAGCUCUUUGAGCUAUGGAACCGGAAAGAUCUGCAGACGCUACAUCUGGCUUCAUUUCAUGGAUUUUCAAAGCUACCCGAACCCCUGGAGGGCUUGCUAACGAUGCUGGAAGGCUGUCCAGUAAAACAGAAGGGCAACAGCCACACCUUUGGCCAUCGCGUUCUCAUGGAAUACCAGACAUGGAUGAAGGAGCACCCACAGGCAACCAUAGGCUCUCUCCCUGAGCAACAAGCCGUUCCACUCCAGUGUCGUGCUCUGAACUUAUUAACAGAUACCCAGUCCAGCUUUUUAGAGAGCCUCAUAAACACCUACCAGCUCACCUCCCUAGAUCCAGCCAUACUUCUGCUGCACAUUAAGAGGUUGCAGACCCUCAAAUGCUAUAAAGAGGCAGCAAUAGUCGGUAUAAAGCUGAAGUUACAGAAGAACCUGAAUAUGGAGGAGAUGUGUGUACCGCUCAUACUGCAAGGUAAGCUGGCUUUGGCAGAGACCUUCGUCACAGGUCACAGUCAGCUAGAACAACAACUGGUCGUACUUCUGGAUUCCUGGUGCCACCCCAGCUUCAGUGUGGAGGAGAUACACAAGAGAUACCCUCAUUUGUCUCUGUCCAGACACUGUGUUGCCCAGAUUCAGCCCAAAGUGCUCACCAAGCACACCUUACGGCUCGUGGAGAAAUUCAACAUUAACCAAAAACUGUGUCCUAAUGCUUUGCACAAACGGAAACUAGGCAGUCUACGUUUUCUUAUGUAUAAGAGGUUUGUGGAGAAAAGUAUGACAGAGGAAAACUGGAGUGACAAUGUACAGUAUGUCGUGGCAGACGACCUCGAGCUGCAGAUCCAGUUGGUGGAGAUGUUGGUGAAGUACUGUAAUCUACAGACAGCAUCACAAUGGUCACUAAGAUACACAAUCCCCAGAAACCGUUUACCAUGCGAGGUAUGGAAGACACAGCAGGCUCUACCCCCCCAUCUACAACAGAUAGGUUUCAGUGAUUCAGCCCAAAGUGAGGAGUGGAUGCCAUCUCAGUCUCACUGUCAGAUGUUCUACCAGCUGCCUCUGACCAAGGACAAGGUUCACUUUGUGGACACGCCAGAAGCUCUGCAGAGAUGCAGUAAUGUCGUACUUAAGGACGGCAGUAUUGUGGGAGUUGAUAUGGAGUGGCAGCCCACGUUUGGCUGUAUGUCAAUUCAGCAGGUUUCUCUGAUACAACUUGCAGUUUCUGACCAGGUUUUUUUAUUGGACCUCUGUGCAAAUGGAUUCUAUCAACACCCAGAUACUGUUAGCUUCAUAAGGAGCUUCUUCUCUGAAAGAAAUGUCUCUAAACUGGGUUACGGUAUGGCAGGGGAUCUCCGAUGUCUCUCAGGCACUUGGCAGCAAUUUUUAGAGGAGCCACUGAAGACUGAGGGGGUGCUUGAUCUACUCAACGUACACCAAAAGAUUCAGCGCUGCAAGGCCACCAGAACCGACGAUGGUCCCAAAGAGGUGCUGGUAGGAGAGGACUCUGCAGAGAAAGGCCUGAGUCAACUGGUACAACAGGUCCUGGGAAGGCCCCUGGACAAGACAGAGCAGAUGUCCAACUGGGAGAAACGUCCUCUGCGCAUCAGCCAAAUUAGAUAUGCAGCGGCAGAUGCCUACUGUUUGCUGGAUGUGUACUCUGUCCUCUCCAGUAAACCAGAAUACUUUGGAUUACCAGCUGACCUAUGGAGCGUGUCCUCAAACCAGUCAGAGAAGAGUGCAAAAAAGAAGAAGGGGAAACAAAGCCAGGCCAAGCAGGCAGGAGAAGCCCUUCAGACAGAGGAAUGUCAGGGAGCUCAAAGGGUCAUUCCCCCUCACUCUGACAAUGAGACAGGCCUCCCGUGUGGUGGGAAGCUUUCAGGAGACUGCAGCCCUCUGCCCCCCCAGCAGCUACGGGUGGUGUGUGACAAUAUGCUACAGGGGCUUGGGAGGUACCUGCGUUGUUUAGGAGUCGAUGUUGUCAUGUUGGAGAGCACCGAUGAUCACAGAGUGGCAGCAAAGUUAGCACAGGCUGAAGCCCGUGUCAUUCUCACAUGUGGCCAACCAUACCAAAGUUUGCGCUCCCAGGUGGGUGAAGGUCGGUGUCUUUCCCUGGACUGUUCAGAAAAGGCCAGAGACCAGGCUGUCCGAGUUCUCAGACACUUUAAUGUCCAGCCCACUGCCAGCGAUAUAUUCAGCCGCUGUCAGGCGUGUAACAGCGAUGAGUACGUGGCCGUGCCCAGAGAGGACAUGUUCAGGAUGCUCCGACAGAAAGGUUUUCUGCAGGACCAGGACGUAACGGAUCCCGCGCUCCUCGCGUCCCUUGAGGACGGCGAGAAGCUCGGCGACCCCCUGGGCUCCGGCGUGGCUGCGGACCUGCCCAGGUAUGCCCUUCAGUGCCGCUGGGCCCCCCUUUCACAGCUGGACCCCGGCACGCUGACCUUCCCCGGGGGGGUGCCCAUACAGCUCCACACGGUGUCCCCCGCCCUGCUGCCGCGCAUAGCGCUCUUCUGUGUGUGCACCAAAUGUGGCAAGGUGUUCUGGGAGGGCUCGCACUUCACCCGGGUCGUCUCCAUGUUUCAGGAGGUCUUACACGUAACAGACGGGGCCGCUGAACGAGCUGCUUUCAUCUCCACACAAGACUGAUCACAUGCUAAAAUGGUUGUUUGACUGUAUUCAUGGCUGUAUCUCGUUAUGAUGUUCUGUGUAAAGCACAUGUUCCUUUUAACACAUGGUGGCCACAUGCAUCAAGACGAUGACGGAAUGUUUUCUGGACUUAAUUUAGCUACCUGCUUAUUUAGUUAUUAACUUUUAAAUUUCUUUAUUAAUAAAACUGGCAUUUGUUUACUUUAA